UCGCAUUUCCUGGCGUGUUUAUUGGCACAGUUAGCAGAAUGUUGUAGAUAAGAAGCAGGCGCAUGUAGGGGGCAAUACACCGUAUACAAGCGCUUAGAGAACAAGCAUAGGGGAGCCAUGCUGGACGGGGCCCACAAGCCCGACGGGCAGGAUCCGCUAAUUAAGGGGGCAGCCAGGCGCCAGACAGAGGUCCAGAUGUGCCAGGCUGUCCUGCCUUGUCAUGCCAACCACCGGGGCGAUCUGGGUGCCGGGCAGCUACUGAAGUGGAUGGACACCACCGCAUGUCUAGCAGCUGAGAAGCAUGCUGGAAUUGCAUGCGUCACAGCCUCCAUGGAUGAUAUCCAGUUUGAAGAGACAGUGAGGGUUGGUCAAGUAAUAACCAUAAGAGCCAAAGUAAACCGAUCUUUCAAUACCAGCAUGGAGGUCGGCAUCCACGUGUCUGUACAGGACGUGCUGAGUGGCAUGCAGAAGAAGGUCUGUUUGGCUUUCUCCACAUUCGUGGGCAAACCCACUGGAUCUAAGAAGGUGUGCCUGACACUGGUCAGCGUCCCCGUUUCUGCAGAGGAGCAGCUAGAGCAUUCGCUGGCAUCCGAGAGACGCAGACUCCGUCUCUACAACCAGGGAGCCUUCGCCAAACUCAUGCAGGAUUACCACAUCCUAAAUAGCAACGGUCUCCACAGCGGAAUAGACAGCCUUCCCCUGAAGCCUACAGAGAUGACUCAGGUGGAGAGCACUGAGCUGGUGCUGCCACCCAAUGCGAAUCACCACGGCAACACCUUUGGCGGGCAGGUUAUGUCAUGGAUGGAGAAUGUUGCCUCUGUUGCAGCCAGUCGCCUAUGUGGGACUUUCCCUACCCUGCGGGCCGUGGACAUGUUUAAAUUCCGGGGUCCGUCCACCGUUGGAGACAGGCUGGUGUUCAAGGCCAUGGUUAACAACGUCUUUGGAACGAGUGCAGAGGUGGGAGUGAAGGUGGAAGCCUAUAACUGCCAGGAAUGGAACCAGGGGAGACCCAGACACAUCAACAGCGCCUUCCUCAUCUACCACACAGACGAGGAACAGCAGCACAGCUUCCCCAGAGUCACCUACACCACAAAGGAUGGAGAGAGGAGACACCGUGCAGCCAUAGUGAGGAGGAGAAUCCGCCUGGCCAGGAAGCACCUCUUAUCUUGCAAAGACGAAGGGCCCCUGUCGGUUCCGUGGGAUAAAGGCAAUCAGGUCUACCUGGGCUAUAACAACGUAGCGACUCUCACCAUCCUGGCUGCAAAGAAAGACUGGCAAGCCAGCAGCAUCAGCAACAAGGUCACCGUGUCCGUGAACGACGACCAGGACUCUCUGUGCAUGAGGGUGGAGAUGGACGUCCACGCUCCAGCCUUCCACGCCUUCUCCCUCCUGUCAGACCUCUGUCUGCGCCCACAGUGGGACCAACACUACCUGAGCUGUGAGGAGGUAGAGAAAGCAGACGAGGAGGAGAGGGUGUACCAUGUGAAAUGUCCACCCAUCAACGGCGAGUCUGGACGGGACUUUGUGUUUCUACUGUCCGAGAGACAGCCCUGCAAAGACGGUGACCCUUACAUCGUCGCCCUGAGGUCAGUCACAGUAACUGCUGUCCCUCCCCAGGACGACUAUAUCAGGAGUGAAACGCAGUGCGCCGGUUUCCUGAUCUGGAGCAAAAACUGCACUAACUGUAAGGUGUCUUACUACAACCAGGUGACCUUGGGGGUUCUGCCGUAUGUGGUGGGGAACCUCGCAGGAUGGUCCAGGUGCAUGGAGGACACGGCCUCGUCAUGCAUCGCUUUCCUGGGGAGGGAUGUGCUGCCAGUCCCACUCCACACAUCAUGAAAGGUCCAGUGAAUAUAAGCCUCCCACCAGUAAGGGUAUUUUGGCUUUAACAACUGUAGCUGUGUACUGAUGUAUAUUUGAAUGUCUAUAAAAGUAUAAUGGUUAAAUAAUCUAUUUAAACAACGCGAUACAUCAUUUUAUAUGAGGGCCUUGAAAUUAAGAUAUACUUUGCAAAAUGUGUAUAAUCACAUAUUGUUAUUCUCUGAAAUUAUGCCUUAAUGAUAUCUAUCAUUAAUUGAU
Molecule: messenger RNA, 2079 nt
Organism: Paramormyrops kingsleyae
Lineage: Eukaryota; Metazoa; Chordata; Actinopteri; Osteoglossiformes; Mormyridae
Gene: acot12
Product: acyl-CoA thioesterase 12
Biological process (GO): acetyl-CoA metabolic process
Cellular component (GO): cytoplasm; cytosol
Molecular function (GO): acetyl-CoA hydrolase activity; lipid binding
Source: RefSeq, a predicted model, not a curated record